Molecule: messenger RNA, 618 nt
Organism: Octodon degus (degu)
Lineage: Eukaryota; Metazoa; Chordata; Mammalia; Rodentia; Octodontidae
Gene: Rnf125
Product: ring finger protein 125
Exons: 6
Coding region: 1-618 (205 amino acids)
Biological process (GO): protein polyubiquitination; ubiquitin-dependent protein catabolic process
Molecular function (GO): ubiquitin protein ligase activity
Source: RefSeq, a predicted model, not a curated record
AUGCGGAGCUCCGUAGGAGUCGGGCUUUCCGCCGCUGGGGGCGACACCCGCGGGACCCCGGCUACUGGGCCGGCUCCGCUUUCUUUGCCGGAGCUGCGCUUGGGUCCACGAAGUGGCGUGCAGCACCUGCUUUCCUCGCCGCCACCCCAAACCGAAGGUGCAGAGCCUGUGUGCGGACCUCCUUCGAAACUGCGAACUAUUGUAUUAAAAUGCAGAUUCUGCCGAUCCUGUAUCGCCGCCAGUCUAAAGAGCAGCAGGUGGACCUGUCCCUAUUGCCGGGCCUAUCUUCCCUCGGAAGGCGUUCCAGCCACGGAUGUAGCAAGAAGGAUGAAAGCAGAGUACCGGAACUGCGCCGAGUGUGACACCCUGGUUUGCCUUAGUGAAAUGAGAGCACACAUACGGACUUGUGAGAAGUACAUUGACACGUACGGACCGCUGCAAGAGCUUGAGGAGACGACCACGAGGUGUGUGUGCCCGUUUUGUCAGAGGGAAUUGGAUGAAGACAGCCUGUUAGAUCACUGUAUUACUCAUCACAGAUCUGAAAGAAGACCUGUGAUGAACAACGUGGUUUCAGCUCCUGAUGCACACCUCAACCAGAGUGCCUCCAUUUUGGUCUAG